Molecule: messenger RNA, 1981 nt
Organism: Phyllopteryx taeniolatus (common seadragon)
Lineage: Eukaryota; Metazoa; Chordata; Actinopteri; Syngnathiformes; Syngnathidae
Gene: zdhhc21
Product: zinc finger DHHC-type palmitoyltransferase 21
Exons: 7
Coding region: 163-990 (275 amino acids)
Biological process (GO): protein targeting to membrane; peptidyl-L-cysteine S-palmitoylation
Cellular component (GO): Golgi apparatus; endoplasmic reticulum
Molecular function (GO): protein-cysteine S-palmitoyltransferase activity
Source: RefSeq, a predicted model, not a curated record
UUGUCACAGAUUUCCCCCUCACGAGCGAAUGCUAUUCUUUUGAAAGUAACCGGAAGUGCGCUCUUAUUUUUCACCGACACUUCCUGUCCCGCCCAUGGAGGGUUGAAUGCGGAAAUAUUGACGAAGCCACCUGCGCAGUGUGGGACAUCAUCCAAAAAAGCCAUGAAACCCCGACUGCACUUGGUGGUGGACCCCGCGGGCUGGCUGUGCGUCAGCGUCGUCUUCGGGAUCUGGCUCUACAAUUCCGUCUUCGUUCCCAAGCUGGUUCUGCUGCCGCACUACAGAGAAGGCCACGUUCCCUGGGCUAUCGUCAUUUGGCAUCCACGGCGGAUCCCGGCCACCUUCCGACGAACCCGCAUAUACCUCAUUCCGGUACGUAAACGGACACGACACGGGGGCGUUGGAGUCCGACACCUGGUUGCUGACUUUGUGUUUCAGAGCGAGAGCACUGGGAACUGUGCAACAAGUGCAACCUCAUGCGACCCAAAAGGACCCAUCACUGCAGUCGUUGUGGUCACUGUGUACGCAGGAUGGACCACCACUGUCCCUGGUAACUGGAUCAAUAACUGCGUGGGGGAAGACAAUCACUGGCUCUUCCUGCAGCUCUGCUUCUACACACAGGUCCUUAGUGGCUUCACGGUGGCGCUGGACUUCUGCCAGUACUAUUACUUCCAGCCCCUCGCGCACCUGGACCAGGAGAAGUUCACGACGCGGCACGAGCUGGCUCUGCUGCGGGCUUCGGCGAUCACGGGCGUGGUCAUGUUCGGCGGCAUUUCGGCCUUGUUUUAUUCCCAGCUGGUCGGCGUCCUCUCGGAUACCACCACUAUCGAGAAGAUGACUCAGUUCUCGAGUGAAAUACACGGCCUGAAGCAAUCGUGGCAGCGGGCGCUGGCCGAGGUGUGCGGCACCCACCGGAAGGCGCUGUGGUUCGUGCCGCUCCGAAGCAGGCGGGCGCUCCAAGCCGGGAGCCGCUUCGGAGCCCACGUGUAGCCCCCCCCCCCCCCCCCCCCCCCUCAACGCUAUUGUUGGCAGUCAUGCCAUGGAAACAGCCGGUAAAAGCAAAACCCUCUCAGGUUGGUUUGAUUAUUAUGAUGUCGUAUGACACAAACACUCCAGUUUAAAAGUUUUACUGCAGUUGUAUUUUUUUCCCACAAUAUUACGCACCGACCAUCAAUGGUACUCUUGAAGACACGCUUUCCAACUGUAUUUCUCCAGAUCGCAUCUGUGGCGACAAUUUUGAAGAUGGAUGUUUUUUUUAAAUUCUAUUUAAAAUAAUAUGUUUAUGCUGCUGUUUGGUUGGGUUUGAAGUAUUUUAUGUUUUCUCGUGUGUCUUUUUAAAAAAAAAAAAUUUAAAUGCUAUUUUUUUGGAGAAUUGGGUGACGUUUGUGGCUUUGUUAUUGUUCACAUAACACUGGAUCUUUUUUGUAAAAUGAAUGUAAAUAUAAUUUUUUAUCAAUUCUUAAUAUUUUUUAAAAUCUUUUUGUUUUUCUUUCCUCCUUUUUUUUCUUUUAUUCUUCUUUUCCCCCUUUUGUCUUCUAUUGUUAUCUUUUUCCGGUGUUGUAUUUAUUAUUUUUUUCCAAAAAUGUGUGGCCAAUUACGAAUUGUCUAUUGAUCACACUCGACAGCUUACGAAUGUCGUUAUGAUAUUAUUAUGAUUGAAUGUGAUUCCACUAUGCCACUGCUUAUGUUGCUUACAGUGUGUUUCAAAUUAUGAAGCAAGUGCUCUUUUUGUUCAUUUUUCUAAAUAGUCAAUGUGGUUUGCAGGCUUUCUCAUAAUGGGGAUUUUAUUGAACAAAACCACCACGGCAAUAAGCUUAUUUUCUCCGAAAUUUGGAACACAGUGUAUUUAUUGUGGCGUUCAUGGGGUUUCUUUGUUUACUACAAAAACAGCAACGUUGUUAUUUAAAAGUGUUCUGUUAAUUUGCACUUGUUUGAGUUUUUUGUCCAAAUAGAAGGGGAAUAAAUCACUAUGCAUUAAGUA